CAGCCAUACAUCAGCCAUCCGUCGCCUCGCGUCUUAACCACAAAUAACAAAUCCCUCACUGAGUGCCCUCCACACUGCCUUGUCUCUCUGACAUGAUCCAUCCAUCCAGCCUGUCCCCUCACCCAUCUGCAUGCAUUAUGUGUCUUGGCUAUCACUGGAUGGCACAUGACUGAGUGAUGCGGUUGAAGAGGGCCUGGCGGGACCGACGCGUGCAGCAGAAGAAGAAGCGACACAAGGUCGUCCGGCUCCUCUCACUCCGCAACGGGUCCUGCAUUGUAUACACACACAUGGCAUGGUCUGUGGUGUGUGUGUGCAGGUGUGCGCGAGUACUUGACCCACCUCGAGUCCGUCUGCGAGUGUGUAUGAGAUGGCGAAGCUGUCGGCAGCGGUGGAGGGGCCGCUCAUGGGCUCGGCCUGCCGCUGACGCUGGUGGGGGUCGUGAGAGCCCCACGACGGAAAGGGCGACACACGACCGCUGGCCGACGAAGCACUCGACGCUGCCUGAGCACGCCUGAUGCAAUGCAGGCACCGCACGACAGGAUUGGAGUGGGAGAUGUGGACACUAUAUACAUACGACAUGCGUGAAAGGGAGAAGGAAGGGGCUCACUUACUUUUCCUUCUGCUCGUUCUCCAGGACGUAGCAGCGCUGCUUCAGGGCUGAGAGAGGGGACGGGACAGGACAGCCGGGUGUAUGCUAUGCCCGCCUGGCACUGCAUUGCAUACCUUCGAUCUGCCUCUGAUAGUCAGCCAGUAGCCGCCUUUGCUCCUGCAAACACGCACAGCACAAACAGACACACAGACAGACAGAGCGGACACAAACCACAUACAUAAACACAUUGCCUCCCUCAUGACUGACUGACUGACUGACAGAUCGUUUGAUUGACUGAUUGUUAUCUCUGUUAUCUCUGUGUGAGCCACCCCAUUCACCCACCUCUGUCUCGUUCCUGAGGGAGUCCCUCUCAAUCUGGACCUGAGAUACAAACAGACGGACGGACAGCAUACACACACACACACACACACUGAUGGAUGGAUGGAUGGAUGACCCCGGCUGCACUCACUGCAGAGGUGCUGUGCUGGUCCCGCUUUGCUCACUCACCUGUUGCAGAGCUGCUUGGUCGGCCUUUGCUUGCCUCAGCUGGCCAUUCAGCUGGUGGAUCUGCGCCUCCCUGAUUCGAUUGAUUGGCCACACACAUACAGACAGACAUGUUUGCACUGCACACCAACCAAUGGUAUGGUACGUUGGUGUUGCUGCUCCCCACCUGACUCACCUUGCCAGCCUGUCUUCCUCCAACUUGCGGAUCUGAAUCUGGCUGCAGUGCAGUGCAGUGCAGUGCAGUGCCCGCACAUGGCAUUGCAUUGCAUUGCAGCCAGAGAGGGAGGGGAGGGGAGGGGAGGGGAGGGGACAACGACACAAGGCAGGCACAAGAAACACAAUGCAUGGUAGCCAGACAGACAGACAGCCAGACGAGCACCGCACCCAGUGUGUGGUGUGGUGUGGGCUGCUUGCUUACUAGUGUUGGCUCUGCUGUUCCAUCCGCUGCACCGACUGCUUCACAUUCUUGAAACCAGCUGCACGCACCACAGAUAUUGUCAGACAGGCACGGUGUGGUGCAGUGCAGCCAAGCCUCCCUGGCUGGCACACAGACACUGCCACACACACGUACGUCUGUAUGUAAUUGCCGACCUUCGCUUUGCCUGAGCAUGAGAUCGAAGGAAUCGUCGGUGGAGGGAGGGGCGCAGCUGAAACACACACGCACAGGCAGAGAGAGAGAGCCCCAUGAAGGUGCUCCUGCGCAUCCUGCCUGCCUGCCUCACUGACUGACUGACUGACUCACUGACUCACUGACUCACUCACUCAGCGUGGGUGUGUCACUCACUCAGCGUGGGUGUCUGCGGAUCCGCCGAGGACUUCGCUCUCGACCUCCAGCAGGAAGGCCUUGAACCGCUCUAUCAACCGCAUCUUCUCCUCCUGCGUAUCAGAUCAAAACAGACAGACACGACCGAACAGACACAGGAAGGAUCUAUAGGAUCCUGUGGCGUGCAGUGCAGUGCACGAUGUGUAUUAUGUGUGCCGGUGCGGUGCUGACUGACCAGUGCUUUCUUGAGCUUGGCGUUGAUCUGCUCCUUGACGUCUGCCGGGCAGCGCAGUGACGCACAGGACCAGACCACACAACAUCCGAAUUAUUGAUUGAUGGAUGGAGGGACGCCAUGUGGCUUUCAUUCCUUCGCUCCCUCCCUCUCUCGCUCCCCCACCUAGAUCUUCGGCAAGCGACUGUGUCUUGCUGCUGGCACGCCGGAAGGCACAGUCUGACCCACACAAGGCAGACAGACAGACAGAUCAACAGACGCAGGCACUUGGGAGAGAGUAGAUGCAAUACUAGCUGCUUUCCCGCCAAACUUACCGUCCUGAGAGAGGGAGGGGUCACGAAGCGGACCGACGCAGCAACACGCCGACACACAGACAAACAUAACAUACCAUACGGUCAGUCCAUCCAUCCAUCGCGUCUGUGUGGGUUGCUUGGCUUGGUGGUGUCUGUCUGUCUGUCUGUCUGUCUGUGCUGUGCUUACGCAGACGCGGACUUUGUCGUUGUACCCCAUGUCAGGCAGGCGCAGCCGAGUGGACGAACAGUCGGCACAAAACACCUGCAACCAUCGCAUCGCAUCGCAUCGCAUGAAUUGGAUGAAUCAUCCGCCACAGACACACACAUGACAGCACCAGCUCCUGUGUGUGGUUUUGUGUGCUUAUUGCCUUACCUUUCCGCAAGCCCUGCAGUGGUGUUUCCACUUGCCGAGGUUGAAGGUGGCGUUGCACUGCAUACACGCCGUCACCUCGUCAUCGGGCACCUACAGAUCGAUCAUACAAUACACACACAAUACACACCAGUGAACUCGUGAGUGUGAAAGAAGGAACAGUCAGAAAGAAAGCCAAUUAAGAGAAGAGAGGCCAGGGGCCUCAUCACACCACAUCACAUCACACCGGACGAAGGAAGGCACUUACCCAGUAGGCAGGUUUCUCGAUGUCCCUCUCGUCAGCACCUACUAUCUCGUGGGGCUUAAACCCACCAGACAUGAUCAUUGGAGCGACGGAUGGGAUGGGAUGGAUGGAUAGAUGCUGACAGACAGACGGCCUGACUGAGCUGACUGGUGUGGUGAAGAAGAAAGCCACAACAGUGAGAUCCUGGUUAUCAGCAGCUGCCCUGUGCGCCUGAUAAAUGCGGGAACGUUGAAGAGUCG
Vitrella brassicaformis is the source of this 3234-nucleotide messenger RNA. NCBI's taxonomy places the organism in Eukaryota, Vitrellaceae. The record is from the annotation of a GenBank genome assembly.